Oncorhynchus kisutch (coho salmon) is the source of this 3746-nucleotide messenger RNA. RefSeq names its product inward rectifier potassium channel 4-like. Gene Ontology annotation, biological process: regulation of monoatomic ion transmembrane transport; potassium ion import across plasma membrane. The transcript is spliced from 2 exons. NCBI's taxonomy places the organism in Eukaryota, Metazoa, Chordata, Actinopteri, Salmoniformes, Salmonidae. Bases 555 to 1985 code for a protein of 476 amino acids. The record is from RefSeq and is a predicted model, not a curated record. Gene Ontology annotation, molecular function: inward rectifier potassium channel activity. Gene Ontology annotation, cellular component: plasma membrane.
CAUAAUCAAACUGACAAGCACCCCCUCGAACCCACACACUUUGCACAGAGUAAAUUGGCACAGCAUUUGGAGACUCCAGUGCACGAGUCUGUGGAGGAGAGCGAGCACUGACCGGAUUACAGGAGACAGUUAGAAGGCAGCAGAGGACAACAAAGGAUUCAAAAACAAAAGGGGAAACAACUAUAAAGAUAUGCAAAAAUGUGUGAUUAAUGUUAAAGGAAUAAGAGAGUGGAAACAGAACAGGAUAGAACUAUUGCCGAAAGGCAAGGCGUACAACAGAGACUCCUGGGGUUACACAUUCUUCCUUCCAAAGAGUGCGUGGACUAUUCAGAAUUGAGGUUACAAUUGGAUCAGAAGUGGAUCUAAACAACAAGCAAGCUGCACAACAAAAUAACUUGUUGUCUUUAAGGUACAGCUUCGCAGCAACAGAUGAGGAGGGCCUGAAAAUCUCCACACUUGGGCUCCACAACGGCCACAGCUCGCCAAAUAGCCGGUUCCUCUCCCCUAGUGACACACCCGGAGGAGAUAGGAUAUCAGGAGCCACAGGUCGUAGGAUGAACAAUUACAACGGAAAGAUCUCUACUACAGGAUCGAGCCAACUAAGAAGUCGCUUCGUCAAGAAAAAUGGGCAUUGCAACGUGGUGUUCUCUAACAUGGAGGAGAAAUCACAACGUUACCUGGCCGACAUCUUUACCACCUGCGUGGACAUCCGCUGGAGAUACUUACUACUCCUCUUCUGCUCGACCUUCCUGUCCUCCUGGAUGUUUUUUGGAAUAAUCUUCUAUUCAGUUUCCAGAGCCCAUGGGGAUUUUGAUGAGCACCCUGGAAUGAGUUCCUCUUCGGGGUUGGAAGGGAAUGGGCUUGGGGUUGGUGAAGUUGAAGGGGUGCAGAAAACAUGGCAGCCAUGCCUCCUUCAUGUGGAGGGCUUCGUCGGAGCCUUCCUAUUCUCCGUCGAGACCCAGACCACCAUUGGUUAUGGGUGGCGCUGUGUCACUGAGGAGUGCCCUGUGGCAGUGAUCACAGUGGUGGUCCAGUCCAUAGUGGGCUGCAUCAUUGACUCCUUCAUGCUUGGCACAAUCAUGGUCAAAAUGGCACGCCCUAAGAAGAGGAACCAGACCCUGCUGUUCUCAAAAACCGCUGUGAUUUCCCUGCGCGAUGGCAAGCUGUGCCUCAUGUGGCGGGUGGGUAACCUGCGCAGGAGCCACAUCGUGGAGGCCCAUGUGCGGGCACAGCUCAUUCGACCCUACGUCACGGCAGAGGGAGAGUUUAUCCCUCUAGAGCAGAGGGAUCUCAACGUAGGCUACGACGAAGGCAUUGACCGUCUUUUCCUGGUUUCUCCUCUGGUUAUCGUCCAUGAGAUCGACGAGGACAGCCCCCUGUACACUGUGAGCCGGGCUGAUCUGGAGUCUGAUGACUUUGAGAUCGUAGUGAUCUUGGAGGGCAUGGUGGAGGCCACCGCCAUGACCACCCAGGCCCGCAGCUCCUAUCUGACCAAGGAGAUCCUAUGGGGGCAUAGGUUUGAGCCUGUGAUCUUUGAGGACCGAACCAAGUAUCAGGUGGACUAUUCUCGCUUCCACAAGACCUACGAGGUGCCCUCCACACCCCACUGCAGCGCCAAGGAGCUCAGUGAGACGGCCAGCCGGCCUGCCUCAUCCGCCUCCUCCCACUCACUAUUCCCAACCAGCCCCAGAAUCACCCAGCACCUCGUAACCCCCCACUCCCCCAGCGCCUUCUGCUAUGAGAAUGAGGUAGCACUGAGCUGUGGAGAGGACGAGGAUGAAUUGGAUAGGCAAAAGGGAAAAGACAGGGAGGAGGAAAGGAGGAAUUCAGUUUCUGUAGACUUUCAUCAUUUGUUUCAGGACACAGCCACAAUGACAUCCGGCAGCAACAUGCUGUGUGUUUUGGACAAUCAGAUGGAUUUUGACAUUCUACAGACGACCAUUACUCGUGAUCCACUGACAUAUAAAAGUGAGUCAGGAAUCUGAGGCAAAGGGAUGGCACCCUCAGACCCUUCCCAACCCCUCCAUUCACAUAUACCGAUCUGUAGGUCUUGAAGAGAGGUCUUCCUUUUUGUAUUUUGCACGUUUUGCUCUGGAUUUAGUACUAGAUCUACACCCCUUUCGCCUUGCCAGCAUUAUUUUGUACUUUAACCUGAACCCAUGUUUUUGUUUGUGUAGAGAACCAAAUGGGAGGCUGAGGUUAGUGGUUCUACUCUGCACACCUCACCCAUACGUGUACCUCAGUUGGGCUGUGGGACAGUCACCUAGACAGAUAAUUACACAUGAGAUUGUAUGAACGGGCGACUCUUUUAAACGAGGUAAUAGGAAAGGAACACCAAGAGAUGGACAGUUCCAGCAGAGAGCUGAGGAUGAGACAAAUAAUGACUUGUUGAGACGUGUGCAAUGAAGGAUAAACAGACAUUUGACCAAAGGAGCACUUCUGCUACAGAAACUGUCUCAGGAGGAAAUGUGCAGGGAAGAUACCCAGAAUAUUUGAGUAACAUUCAAGUAGGUAGGUAUGAUGUUUAUCUACACAGUCUUAUUGUGUAGUUUGUUUCAUUUGGACAUGAUUCUCCAGUGUUCUGUAAAGAUAAAAUGACUGGUGAUAUGACAUGUGAUAUGAAUCAUACUUGGGUUCUAAUACUAUAUCAACAGGAUAGGUUGCUGCUUUCUACUAUUUGCACUAUUGUUCUCCAGACAAGUUUUCCUCUGAGCCUCUUUUCUCCCUAAUUUACUCAUUUACACACAUUGUUUUCAUAGUGUCUUUAGCAUAGAUCAAUGACUCAUGUAUCGGUUGUUACUGUGCGUAGUAACAACAAUCAUUGAAUAAUCAUAGGGAAGGGACUUAUUGUCUAAAAUCCAGUUCUUCAUUUGCUGGAGAAAAGAACUAGGUGUUUUUUAUUAAAGGCCUGUUUUCGUGUUGCAAAAGGAGCAGGAAUGUGACAUAAUGGAAAGUCCCUCUCUUCAGUGUAUAUCAGUAGAGAACUUAUCAUGAGUUACUUAUCUGGUCUCUCCUGUCACCUUAAAGACGUUUCCCGAUAGACACCUUUAGGGGAAUCAUCUGAAAGCACUCGUCUUUAGAACGUGAGAUCUCAUAAAGGUUGAUUCUAGAGAGACUGAAUAGAGAAACAUCUUUGUGAAUUCCAAAGUGUCUAUAUUUCAUCUCUUUCCCACUAAGUCAAAUAUAAACAACGCUGUCUUGUUUGUUGGCAUAUGGUUUGUGUAUGAAAUGACUCAAAUACUUUUUCUGACCCUUCUCAUGCACCGUAGCUCCUAUUGUGUGUAGUUGUCUGAAUGAUGCACAUGUCUCUUGUCUGUCUCCUGCACUACACUGCACCUGUUUGUCUCUUAUCUUUUUCCAACAACAUCUGGUUCUUGAGUAACUUUUGCCAUUUUUACAUCUGCAAAAUUGUUUCUGAAGAUUAUAUAAACUUGAAUGUGUAUGUGUGUGUGUGUGCCUGUGCGUGUGUGUGUCUGUGUGAGAGAGAGAGAGAGAGAGAGAGAACAGAGAGAGAGAGAGAGAGAGAGAGACAGAGAGAGAGAGAGAGAGAGAGAGAGAGAGAGAGAGACAGAGAGAGAGAGAGAGAGAGAGAGAGAGAGAGAGAGAGAGAGAGAGAGAGAAAGAGAAAGAGAAAGAGAGAGAGAGAGAGAGAGAGAGAGAGAGAGAGAGAGAGAGAGAGAGAAAGAGAAAGAGAAAGAGAAAGAGAAAGAGAGAGAGAGAGAGAGAGAGAGAGAGAGAGAGAGAGA